AUGACUGUUGAUGAGGAGAGUGGAACCUCAACCCAGCACAUUAUCAUGAUAGAGUCUGCAGAUGCAGAGGCUGCAGGUCCUGGGGUCAAACUGGAGAGGUCUGAAGGAGAGGAGGACCCACGGAACAUAAGAGACAUUCAGUCUGGAGCGCCCUCUGUAGCCACGGAGGACCCCACCACCCCAGCGCAGCCCAGGACCCGACGCAGCAUCACGGAGGUCAGUGGAACACCGAACGCCGUCCUCAAGUCAGAGACAGACACCAAGACUUUAACUGUAACACACAGGCUCUUACACACAGGAUCUGACCACAGAUCAGACCCAGAGAGAUUGGGGCUGGGUAGACUGGGCAGUCCUCUUGCUCCCAGCUCAGAGUAUUUACCAGUAUUUCACAAGAGCCCGAGGACGGGUAAUUCCCGCGGGGAUGGUGAUGGUGACGCGUUAGACACUGCCGGUGAUGAUCCGUCUUGUUCUUACACUACAGAGAUGGACCCUGGCAACAUGCCCUUGGGUUUAGACACACAGACUGAUCUGUCUAGAGGGGACUGGAACCGGCGCAGUAGUUGUGUAUACUCUGAAGGGUGCCUAGAUAAGAAAGAGGAGGUUAUAUUGGCAGAUGAGGGGACUGUAAAAGUGGAGGGCGACAUUCCUCCCACGUGGAAUGCAGAUAGUCACCUUGGAGAUGGACACUCACAGGGCAGAGAUUUCUUAGAUUACAGGGGAAGCUUGGAGACAAAUCCAAAUGUCGCCACCCACUCCCCUUUACACGUGUUCAAGGAUCGCGACCCAGUGUCCACGUUGAUGGCACCUUCUGAUUCACACGGCUGUGUUCUUUUCGAUCGGGUAUUGAACUCAAACGACAGAUCUAGAGCCCAGGCUCAGGAAGGGGGAGCCACAUCAGGCAAUAGUAAAGAGAAACGGUUCCUCUGCAUGUUCUGUAACAAAGGCUUCAGCAGCUCCCAGAAGGUGGAGAGGCACCAGAGGGUACACACAGGAGAGAAACCAUUCAGCUGUACCCAGUGUGAGAAAAGGUUCUCUCGCCAGGACACCCUGAAGAGGCACCAGAGGAUCCACACAGGGGAGAAACCUUACAGCUGUUCACAGUGUCACAUGCGCUUCGCACAGGCUGGUCAACUUAAGAUGCACUUGAAGGUCCAUACAGGAGAAAGGCCAUUUGCAUGUAUACACUGCGGGAAGAGGUUCUCAGAGAGGAGCUACCUCAGGCUACACCAGCAGAAAAAACAUUCCACUCUAUAACAUAGAAAGUAACCAUUCCACUUGAUAGCUUCUAUAUAUAUAUAUUUUUUAAUCCCCCUUUUCGUGGUAUCCAAUUGUUAGUAGUUACUGUCUUGUCUCAUCACUACAACUCCC
Molecule: messenger RNA, 1368 nt
Organism: Salvelinus namaycush (lake trout)
Lineage: Eukaryota; Metazoa; Chordata; Actinopteri; Salmoniformes; Salmonidae
Product: zinc finger protein 420-like
Exons: 2
Coding region: 1-1254 (417 amino acids)
Biological process (GO): regulation of transcription by RNA polymerase II
Molecular function (GO): DNA-binding transcription factor activity, RNA polymerase II-specific; RNA polymerase II cis-regulatory region sequence-specific DNA binding
Source: RefSeq, a predicted model, not a curated record